AUGGCAAGAAACAAUAGCGUAUCGCGAGUGGCGUCGCGUAUGUCGAGACAAAGCGGGUCAUCGGGGUCGACCUCGAAGCUUCAAGAGGGAGAAGCAGCCCAGUCUGCUACUCCUAGUGAAGAAGACGCUGGUGAGACGGACGAGUUGACCUUCACACUCCCAGAACUGUCAAAAGAAGGCGACGAUACUGGACGGACGGUGCGGGAGACGUGGCCUACCGACCACGUUAUGCUGCUCUACAUGCUGUCGAGAUACGCUGUGUGUGCACGUACAAAAGAGGAUAAAGAGUCGUGGAUUCGUCAGAUCCCGUUGCUAGUUUUAAUGUACGAGGGUAUCGCUGCAGGAGCCUUGAACUUCGACUACGCACCUGCAGCUAUGGUCAUCGCACAAGAGGGAAGGCCUAAGCGCAUCUGGAUGAACACAACACAAGACGGUAAAUCCGCUAUUGACGAUCUACGAGAGGCUAACCUUAUUAACGGUUUAAAGCUCUCGACCAAGGAUUAUCACUCAGUGACGGCGUUCCAGGUUUCUCUGCGUGGACUUCAGUUGUUGUCUCAAGUUAGUAAGGAACUCAAGGCCAACGUCGAUGCCUUUAUCUUCGCUCCGAAACCUUAUCGUCGAGAACUCCUAAAAAUCCGAUACAUUCCGAUUCGAGACCCUCCAGAUGCCAAUACAACAAUAGAAGCAAACGUCCCUGCUUGGACGUUCACAAGGGGAAGUGAUAAACACCUCAUGGCUGGAGUAAGUGGGGAGAUCCAAAUUAAUGAAGAAGAACCCGAGUUUAACGAAGAAGCCCUUUCGUUCCACAAUGUGUACGCAGUCUAG
Messenger RNA from Phytophthora nicotianae INRA-310, 825 nucleotides. RefSeq lists its product as hypothetical. The record is from RefSeq and is a predicted model, not a curated record. The coding region runs from base 1 to 825 and encodes 274 amino acids. Lineage: Eukaryota; Oomycota; Peronosporomycetes; Peronosporales; Peronosporaceae. The transcript has 2 exons.